AUGGCAGCCAGGAAUGAGAUGCAGUUUGAAAAGUUAAUUGAUGAAGCUACAAGAAAAAAAAAUUUCCAAUUAUUAGAACAAUUUCUGGCAACAGAAGACUCUGAAAAUGUCUCUCACAAAUGCAGCAAACAGUUUGUCAACAAAUUAGACAAGCUUCUCUGUCGGGAACUUGACAAACAAGAAGUCAAAAGCAUUUCCACUUUACUAAAUUCUAUUCAGAAAUGUGGGGAAAAAAUCAGCAUAGCAGGAGAAGAUGGGCUUCCAGCGAUGAUAAAAUAUGGUCUUAUUGGAAGGAUGGUUAAUUGGUUUGAAAAGGUAAAAGGAAUUUUGAUCCUCGGAGGAAAUGAAAAGAAUGAAAUGCUUUUAAGUCUGGCUGAAGAUUUCUUCAACGUAUUGCUGGCUAUAUGUGAUAGCAGACCUGAAGGUAAAAUGCAAAUACUAGAAAACUUUGUUCUGAGAACAUGCACUCUCAUCGCUGAUGUAAGAAUUAGUAUUGGAGGUGCAAAUAAGAAACAUAACCCUUUAACAACUGAUGUUCACAGUAAAGCCAGUGUAGUAAGAAAACUUAAUUUAAUGCUUGAUAACACGCCUCGAGAUGCCAGGAAAAAGAUAUUUUCUACAAAGGAAAUGUUGCUUGUCAUGAGUGACAUGGGGAGGAGAAUUUUGGAUGCUGGAGACUAUGACCUGCAAGUAGCCAUUACGGAAGCUUUAUGCAGAAUGAUAUCUGAGAAACAAAGAGGAGAACUGGCGUACCAGUGGUUUUCCAUGGAGUUUGUGUCCAAUGCAUUUAAAGGAAUUAAAGAUUCUGAGUUUGAAACAGAUUGCAGAAAAUUUCUUAACCAGGUGAAUGGCAUGCUUGGAGACAAAAGAAGGGUUUUUACAUAUCCGUGCUUAUCAGCAGCUCUUGAUAAAUAUGAGCUACAGAUACCAUUGGAUGAAAAUCUUGAAGAAUUUUGGAUCGAUUUCAACGUUGGUAGCAGAAGUAUAUCUUUCUAUGUGGCAGCAGAUGAUGCAGAUCAUCAGUGGGAAACAGUCAUUAUCCCAGAAGAAGAGGUAGACCUGUACAGCCUUGAAGAAAAAGAUUCAAAGAAAUUAUUAACAAUAGAUCUAAAAAGCCCAAUGAAUGUGGGUAAUCAAGAAGGAGAGAAAUUUUUUUUAUAUUUUGAUUCUAUCUUGGAAAUCAAAGACGUAAUCAGAAAGAUUUAUGGAUUUAGUAAAUGUAAGGUUCUGGUACCAGAAAGUCAGUUGUCACCGUGUUUGGAAGAAAAAUCUGAAGAAGAGGAGAAACUCAGUAAGUACAAAACCCAGCAACUUCCUGGAACUUUGAGGACUCUGAAUAAAAAUAACAAUCAAGAAAAAUGCAGAGGUGGUUCUUCCAAGAUAACUACAUCUUGUAAAAGGAAAGUGUCUGAAGCAUCCGUGCUUAUUCCUGGAAGUACAAGAUUUUCCACAAGGAGUCCACUGGCAUUUGCUAGCGCAUCCACUCCUUGUAAAGGACGAUUUAAAUUACCUUUGGAAAUGAUGAGCUCUGCUGAAAGGUCUAACAAUAAUGCAAUAAAUGAGACCAGAACAAAGAAUUUCUAUCAAGAACCUGCUGAAAGUGGGCAAAGAUGUACGCUAGACAAUGAAUUUUGUGGAACAGAACAGAAGAUCAGGAGGUCAAAUAUCAGAAAUGAGGCAAAACUACCUGAAAAGCGAAUGUGUGCUGAAGAAGUUUUAGAAAUGAUACAAGAGGCAGAAAUUGAGGCCACACAAAAGCAAACUUUAGAUGAAGCAUUAGAUAUUGUUCCUGAUUCUCAGCCAGUAGGGAGAAGCAACAAGCCUUUGCUGCCUGGUCUUUUGGAGAGUUCUUUUGAUAAAACCAAAACAUGGAAGAAAAGAGCAUGCUCUGUUCCUGAGAAGAAUAUAACAACGGGUGACAAGCAAAAGUUAAAUCCAUCAUUGGCACAUACGUCCCAUCCAGGUGUUAGUGAAAGAACUGUGAAACAAAAAGCUUUUUAUUCAGUUUUUAGAAGUAUCUCUCCAGAUAAACAGACAUUAAAAAAGAGAAGAAAACAAGAAAAUUAAAUUGAUACCAUGAGGGAAGAAAACUACAAAAGACUCAGUGGACAGUCAGAGUGUAAUCAUUUGGAACAGAAACUGUUAAGUACAGAAGGGAAGAAUAUUGAAACUACUACUGAAACAUAAUUUAAAACAUUUCUUUCAGCUAGAGUGUCUGAAACAUCUCUGCGUUCUGAUUUUACAAGAGAGGAAUCUGAUGUCCUCUUUAGAAAAGAGACUGCAAACCCAAAACAAUCAAAGACGAAAACAAAGUCUAAAGAAAUGACAGAUGCAACAAAAUCACUAAUUACUAAAAUCAGUGACAGAUAUAAAGUAAAGACUGAUGAGAAAAGCAAAGCAAGAGUCUCCUUGGGUUCUAACAGGCUACAUUUAAAUAAAUCCUGUGUCUCUAAGGAAGAAGUUCAGGAUAGAAACCUGAAAACCACUACUCUUCUUAAUAUAACUGCUGGUCGUGUUAUGGAUGAUGUCUACAACUUUAACAUCAGUGGGUUUGAUGAGCCUACAAUAAAGCUUGGAACUAGAAACAAUCAAAACAAGAAGCAUCUCUUUAGUGACACAGACACAGAAUACAGAGGUGAUGACAGCAAGACAGACGUUAGUUGGCUACAAGAAUCGAAUAGAAAAUCUAAAGUCCAGAUAAUUGAUUACAGUAGAAAUAAAAACUUAGGGAAACCAAUAAGCACAGACAAAAAUAAAUUCUCUGAACCUGCUUGCCACGUGGAUAAACCUAAAGGCAAAAAUGCAAAUAAGAAAAAGAUAAAUGAAUGUAAAAAACAGAAUUCAAGAACUGAUGAAACGAUGGAACAAACCACCAGACAAAAACGACCUCGAAGAGCAGCAUUAGCAAAAAAUUACAAAGAGCCUUCCAGUUCAGAGUCAGAAAGUGAAAGGAAAUCUUCAGCAUGCACCUCUAAGGAGGAGAAAUCAAAAAUAAAGAAAUAUAUGAAUAGAGAAAACAAGGAUGAUAAUCAGCAAAAGGAACCCCAGAAUAUUGUAUCUAUGGAGCCAAAGAGUGUAGCUAACUAUGUACAUAAAGCAUUUAUUAAAUCAAAGAAUUCUGCAGAACAAAAGGAAAUUGAAAUGCCUUCAUCUGAGAGUCCUGCAUCUCUUGAGACAAUGAGAUGUGCUGAACGAAUAUCAGAAGGAGAUGUUACUCAAGAGCAUACUUAUAGUGAAAUAUCACCUGAUCUUCAGGAGUCAACACUAGAAAAAAGGGAAAUGUUAAACUUUGAGAAAGGAAUCUCUCCCAAUAAUUUCUGUCCACAAAAAAAUAUUCCAAGUAUAUCUCCAAAUCAGUCCCCUGAGACAACUGUUAAAAAGUUAACAUUUGGAAAUAGAAGUUUCUCACCAGUUUUAACUGAAGCAUCUUUGCUCAGCUUAACGACAUAUAAAACUGUCAGUGGAAAAUGUGCAAAGGGAUCCAUAUCUGAAACACAUGAUAAUAAUGAGGAUUCAAGUUUCAGACAUUGCUUUUCAGACACACUUUCUAUUAAAGGAAGACUACAAGAUAUGACUAAACCUAUCAUCCAAAGUAAAGAAGAGGAUUGUGUACCACCAUCUCCAUUGUCUGUUUCCAGUGGAAGUAAAGUACAGUCUUGGAGUGAAGAACCUUAUGGCCCCAUACAUAAGUCGGGACCGACUAUACAGACAUUUCUCAAACGAAGGUACCACAGUGAUACAGAAAGCAAUUCUGAUGAAGUAGAAACAAGCAAAGAGGAGGAAAAGAAAGGAAACAGAAGAACAAAGUUACAGCCUAGAAAAUUAUUUAAAACAGAUGACGCUGUUACUUACAGGGUGUCUGAAAGUAUAUCUACUGUAUCUGUAAAAGAUCUGUCUGUUAUGGAUGGGGAAAUCUGGGAACCUGGUUGUUCAACUAUCAGUAUAUGUCAGAAGCUCCAAAAAGAAUUUACUAAGAAAAUCGAGAGCCGCUCACGGAAAAUGGAUCAUUUUACUAAGCAAUCAUUAAGAGCUGCCCAUGAGCAUUUGACAACAAUGAGUUACCAGCUUCAUGAAUGCAGGAUCAGGCAGCUGGACAAAUUUCAUUUUGCUCUCCUUGAGGAACUUGAGAAUUUUGAAAAAGAUUCUCAGUCCCUGAAAAACUUGGAAAAAGAAUUCUCGACCUUUUGGAAAAAACAUACACAUACUUUCAGUACAUACAUGAAAAACGAGCAACAGAGAAUUCAGAUUCUUAAAACUUCAUUUGAAAAGAACAUCUACCAUACUGUUGACUAUGAAGAACAUAUUUUUACUUCAGAGAUGCAUCUGAUGAAAGAAGACAUAAAAGGACUCCAAGAGAAACUUCUUAAAGAAAUGCAAGAAGAGGAACUGUGUAAUGUUCGCAGAGGAUUGCAGACGUUGUUUCAAUCAGAAGAUAGACUUCUGAAGUAA
Molecule: messenger RNA, 4449 nt
Organism: Fulmarus glacialis (Northern fulmar)
Lineage: Eukaryota; Metazoa; Chordata; Aves; Procellariiformes; Procellariidae
Gene: SYCP2
Product: synaptonemal complex protein 2
Source: RefSeq, a predicted model, not a curated record